UGUCUCCAUUCCACCUUCAAAGGCCAACCAAAAUCAAAGAGCAAAGAGCAAAAAAAAAAGACUAGGCAUUAAAAUCAUAGAAACAAAACAAUGGGUUCUUUGUCCGAAACUGUUUGCGUUACGGGAGCUGCAGGCUUCAUUGGUUCAUGGUUGGUCAUGAGACUCAUCGAGCGUGGUUACACAGUUAGAGCCACUGUUCGCGACCCAGAUAACAUGAAGAAAGUGAAACAUUUGUUGGAACUGCCGGGUGCAAAUAGCAAAUUGUCUCUUUGGAAGGCUGAUCUUGAUAAAGAGGGGAGUUUUGAUGAAGCAAUUAAAGGGUGCACAGGAGUUUUUCAUGUUGCUACACCAAUGGAUUUUGAAUCCAAGGACCCUGAGAAUGAAGUGAUCAAGCCUACCAUAAAUGGAGUCCUUGACAUCAUGAAAGCAUGCCUCAAGGCCAAAACUGUCCGUAGAUUGGUUUUCACAUCAUCGGCCGGAACCGUCAAUGUUACUGAAAAUCAAAAGUCCUCAUGGGACGAGAGUUGUUGGAGUGACGUUGAGUUUUGCCGGAGAGUAAAGAUGACUGGAUGGAUGUAUUUUGUUUCUAAGACACUUGCGGAGCAAGAAGCAUGGAAAUUUGCCAAAGAGCACAACAUGGACUUCAUCACAAUCAUUCCACCACUUGUUGUUGGUCCCUUUCUUAGUCCAUCUAUGCCACCUAGCCUAAUCACCGCCCUUUCCCCUAUCACCGGAAACGAGGGCCAUUAUUCGAUCAUAAAGCAAGGUCAAUUUGUCCAUUUGGAUGAUCUUUGUGAAGCCCACAUAUUCUUGUUUGAACAUUUGGAAGUAGAAGGGAGGUAUAUAUGUUGUGCAUGUGAAGCUAAUAUUCAUGACAUUGCAAAAUUGAUCAAUGCAAAGUAUCCAGAGUACAAUGUUCCCACAAAGUUCAAAAAUAUUCCUGAUCAAUUGGAGCUUGUUAGAUUUUCUUCAAAGAAGAUCAAAGACUUGGGAUUCGAGUUUAAAUAUGGCUUGGAGGAUAUGUACACCGAAGCAAUUGACACAUGCAGAGGAAAAGGAUUUCUUCCUAAAUUUGUUGAAGCUGCUCCUAAAUCUAUUGAAGCUCCUAAAUUUGUUGAAGCUCCCCUUGGAGUCACUACUCAUGAAUAAAUAGGAGCUUCUUUUGCCCUAAUUCUUAAAAUUCACCUUGUCAGAAUUUACCCUUAGAUGGAAAAGAACAUCGUUUUGUCCGAAAUAUUCAUCCAAACGCGAAAUAAACGAUGUUUUUCCUUAUCUAAGGAGUGUGAUAUUUAAGAAAGUAGUGAAGAAUAAAAGUAGAUCUUUAAAUAAAUAGACUUUGGGUCUUCAUGUGUGUGAUG
Messenger RNA from Trifolium pratense (red clover), 1358 nucleotides. Its product is annotated as dihydroflavonol 4-reductase. NCBI's taxonomy places the organism in Eukaryota, Viridiplantae, Streptophyta, Magnoliopsida, Fabales, Fabaceae. Gene Ontology annotation, molecular function: dihydroflavanol 4-reductase activity. The transcript has 6 exons. Gene Ontology annotation, biological process: anthocyanin-containing compound biosynthetic process. The record is from RefSeq and is a predicted model, not a curated record. The coding region runs from base 91 to 1149 and encodes 352 amino acids.